Lolium rigidum is the source of this 1422-nucleotide messenger RNA. Its product is annotated as eukaryotic peptide chain release factor subunit 1-2-like. Gene Ontology annotation, cellular component: translation release factor complex; cytosol. The transcript has a single exon. The coding region runs from base 1 to 1317 and encodes 438 amino acids. NCBI's taxonomy places the organism in Eukaryota, Viridiplantae, Streptophyta, Magnoliopsida, Poales, Poaceae. Gene Ontology annotation, molecular function: sequence-specific mRNA binding; translation release factor activity, codon specific. Gene Ontology annotation, biological process: cytoplasmic translational termination. The record is from RefSeq and is a predicted model, not a curated record.
AUGGUGGAGGGAUACGAAACAGACAAGAACAUUGAGAUAUGGAAGGUCAAGAAGCUGAUCAAGGCGCUGGACGCCGCAAGGGGCAACGGGACGAGCAUGAUCUCCCUCAUCAUGCCGCCUCGCGAUCAGGUCUCCCGGGUCUCCAAGAUGCUGGGCGAUGAGUACGGGACUGCCUCCAACAUCAAGAGCAGGGUCAACCGCCAGUCCGUGCUGGCUGCCAUAACCUCUGCCCAGCAGAGGCUGAAGCUGUAUAAUCGAGUUCCCUCGAACGGGCUGGUGCUCUACACCGGCACCGUCGUCACCGACGACGGCAAGGAGAAGAAGGUCACCUUCGACUUCGAGCCGUUCAGACCCAUAAAUGCCUCGCUGUACCUCUGCGACAACAAGUUCCACACCGAGGCGCUGAAUGAGCUCCUCGAGUCCGACGACAAGUUUGGUUUCAUCAUCAUGGAUGGCAAUGGGACGCUCUACGGGACGCUGAGUGGCAACAGUAGGGAGAUUGUUUACAAGUUCAGUGUUGAUCUCCCUAAGAAGCACGGAAGAGGAGGGCAGUCAGCUCUCCGUUUCGCCCGGCUGCGCAUGGAGAAGAGGCACAACUACCUGCGCAAAGCGGCUGAGCUUGCCACGCAGUUCUUCAUCAACCCUGCCACCAACCAGCCGAACGUUGUUGGGCUCAUCCUGGCUGGCUCUGCCGAUUUCAAGACUGAGCUGGGCAAAUCUGAGAUGUUUGAUCAACGCCUGCAAGCCAAGAUACUCAAAUCGGUCGAUGUGUCGUACGGAGGGGAGAGCGGCUUCAACCAGGCCAUCGAGAUGUCUGUGGAGGUCCUGUCUGACGUCAAGUUUGUUCAAGAGAAGAAGCUCCUUGGGAAGUACUUUGAGGAGAUAAGCCAAGACACCGGGAAGUAUGUCCUUGGUGUGCAGGACACCAUGUCCGCCCUCGAGAUGGGCGCGGUCGACACGCUGAUCGUGUGGGAGAAUCUCGAUGUGAGGCGCUACGAGCUGAAGAAUUCUGUGACGGGAGAAACUGUGAUCAAGUACCUUAACGGCGACCAGGAGGCAGAUCAGGGCAACUUCAUAGACGAUGUAUCGUCUGGUGAGCUGGAUGUGGUUGACAGGACGCUGCUGCUGGAGUGGUUUGCUGAAAACUACCAGCAGUACGGUUGCAGGCUGGAGUUCGUCACCAACAGGUCGCAGGAAGGAUCGCAGUUCUGCAGGGGCUUUGGCGGGAUCGGUGGGAUCCUCCGCUACCCGGCCGACAUCGCUGCCUAUGAUGAUGACGACAUGCUGGACGACGACGUCUACGAAGACUUUGAAUAGCAAUCAACUGAAGCCCAACUGAAUUCGGUCCGGGAGGAGCCUGUGCUGGCCCGGACCACGCCGGAACGAGACCCUGACAAAUCCAAACGAUCGGUGCAAGGAGCA